Molecule: messenger RNA, 1188 nt
Organism: Penicillium brasilianum
Lineage: Eukaryota; Fungi; Ascomycota; Eurotiomycetes; Eurotiales; Aspergillaceae
Source: the annotation of a GenBank genome assembly
AUGAUCAACCCCGUUGCUGCCGCGGGUCUUAUUGCCCUUGGUGCGACUGGGGCAGCGGCAGCCGCCCUCGGCGCCUACAAUGUUGACCCCAGCAGCGUGUCGGUCUCUGGCCUUUCAAGUGGCGGAUAUAUGUCCGUUCAGCUUGGAGUGGCAUACUCUGAUAUAUUCCAAGUCGGGUUUGGAGUUUUUGCAGGUGGUCCCUAUGAUUGCGCUCGUAACCAAUAUUAUACGUCGUGCAUGUACAAUGCGAAUCCGUCCACUACCACGCCUGUUGCCAACAUGAAGUCUCGGAGUGGAUCCCAGAUUGCCACUAUCAACAACCUUGCGCAGCGCAAAAUCUAUAUGUGGGUUGGUUCUUCUGACACCACAGUUGGGCCUAAUGUCAUGAGCGCGCUCGGCGCUAGCCACACCUUCCCGACUGACUUUGAUGGCUCGGAAGAUAAUUCUUGCAGCACUUCCUCUUCUCCUUAUAUCAGCAACUGUAAUUAUGAUGGUGCUGGUGCUGCGCUGAAGUGGCUAUAUGGCUCUCUUACUGCUAAGAACACAGGCACAUUGAGCGGAUCGAUCGUUUCAUUCGACCAGACUGGCAAUUAUGUUUCCAGUGGUAUGGGCAGUACAGGCUAUUUAUAUGUGCCAGCAAAUUGCCAAGGAGGCUCCACAGUCUGCAAACUGCAUGUUGCCCUACACGGGUGCCUGCAAAGCUACACUUCGAUUGGCUCUAAAUUCAUUGACAACACCGGUUACAAUAAAUGGGCAGACACCAAUAACAUCAUCAUCCUUUACCCGCAAGCUACUACUGAUAGCACCUCCCAUACAGUCUGGAAUGGAGGUAGCCUUCCCAAUCCUAACGGUUGUUGGGACUGGGUGGGUUGGUAUGGAACCAAUGCCGACCAGAUUGGAGGCGUUCAAAUGUCUGCCAUCGUGAGUCAGGUCAAGCAGAUCAUUAGCGGGUACAACAGUGCCAGUGGUAGCUCAUCCAGUACCACAUCAACAACAUCGGCCACUUCUCAGUCUACUCUCACUACCACGACCACAAGUACUGCAUCGACCGCAACUGCCACUAGUUACGCAGCACUAUACGGGCAGUGCGGUGGAAUUGGCUGGACCGGCCCGACUGCUUGUUCAAGCGGCGUUUGCACAGCCUAUAGCGCAUACUACGCUCAGUGUUUGCUUCCAGUGAAAAAGUAA